AUGUCAAGUUCUGAGAACCCUAAACCGCCUCAAGAUGGUCCAAAGAUCUUGAAGAAGCCAGGGUACAGCAACCCUGCCUUUAAAGCCAUGGGAAUACCUACUUUACGUUUACCAUCAAGGAAUUGGAUGAUCUUUUGGACGGUGCUCACAGUGUCAGUCUCUGGUAUAGUAUACGACAAGCAGCAGCAAAAGAAAAUCGUCAAGAAAUGGUGCAAAACUGUGGAACCGUUAUCUGAGGAGAAAUUUCCAGUAAAUGAGGUCCCUCGAAAAGUUACCGUGUUUGUUGCACCUCCUCCAAGCGACUACUUAGAUACAAGCAUGUCUGUUUGGAGACGCUUUGUAAAGCCCGUUCUUUACAGUAGCGGCAUCGAUUACGAAGUCUUUACAGAAGAAAAACAGGGCCCUAUCAGGGCGGAAGUCGCUGAGCGCAUACGAGAACUGAGAAGAGAGUUGAUCAAACAUGAGGAGGACAUAAAACGCUUGAAUGACGAGAAAAAGAUUUGGAACAGAUGCAAGCGUGCUCUGACAGGCAAAUUGCAGCAUAUGCGGUCGUCUGAAGGACUAGACCAGGAGAUAGAGAAGGCCGCAGCAGAAAAGUUCAAAGCUGAGUUUGACUACAAGAACCUUCUAGGAGUGUACUAUAAAAACAAAAACAAAAGCAACAAGGUAGUAGCCGAGGAUGCGCUUGUUUCAAGUCCAGAAAUGGCGGGGGGAGUUAUUUGUAUCGGCAGAGGUGCAUAUAAAGAGUAUAUUGAAGGUGUGCAUGAGGGCAUCCUUGGUCCUCUAGAGCCUACCGCGACAACAAAUGCCCAGACAGAGGCGGCCUCCGAGAAAGCGCCAGCUCUCCCAGAAGUUCUUUCCGGAGCCACUCAGACUGAAGCAAAAGUCGAGAACUCCAACGAAGUCAGCGAAAAUGCAACCCCAAAUACAGAAACUGCACUAACAAAUGAAAGUGCUGAAGCCGAGAGCGCGAAGGAUUCCGAUCUCGAUCCUGAAGGGUCUGCGAAGCCCAAACCUGUACCCAAGCCGUACAUAUCACCCAAAGGCUAUGAAAGUGCGGAAUUACCGCAAGAACUUUCUUCCCCAAACGUCGCCCGGGACUUGAUCACAGGAAUCCCAGCUUUAUUUUACCAGCCCAUUUUAGUCAUCCCGAUGCCUAACUUAGUGGGGUUUCUAAACAUCCCGGAACGCAUAUAUCGGUAUUAUAGAAGGAGGUACUUGGCUGAAGAGUACUGCAAGGCUGCUGCCAGCUGUGUACUACAGAAAGUGAGGCCUUUUGACGGCACAACAGACCUUGAGAUCGCGAAGUCUGAAGAAAAUGACUGGCCAAAGAAAUGGGUUCAACAAGGCCUGGAGAAAGAUAGCCCAUGGGUUCAAGAGCUUCAAGGUGACCGCAGGGUGUUGGAAAAGCUGACCGUUUACGACCCGUCGCUCAUUAAAGAGGAGUGA
Lachancea thermotolerans CBS 6340 is the source of this 1449-nucleotide messenger RNA. RefSeq names its product Tim22-complex subunit TIM54 (gene TIM54). The coding region runs from base 1 to 1449 and encodes 482 amino acids. The record is from RefSeq and is a predicted model, not a curated record. The transcript has a single exon. Lineage: Eukaryota; Fungi; Ascomycota; Saccharomycetes; Saccharomycetales; Saccharomycetaceae. Gene Ontology annotation, cellular component: cytoplasm; membrane; intracellular membrane-bounded organelle. Gene Ontology annotation, biological process: sphingosine biosynthetic process.